Molecule: messenger RNA, 2863 nt
Organism: Gossypium raimondii (Peruvian cotton)
Lineage: Eukaryota; Viridiplantae; Streptophyta; Magnoliopsida; Malvales; Malvaceae
Product: LRR receptor-like serine/threonine-protein kinase GSO1
Exons: 3
Coding region: 1-2844 (947 amino acids)
Biological process (GO): protein phosphorylation
Molecular function (GO): protein binding; protein kinase activity; ATP binding
Source: RefSeq, a predicted model, not a curated record
AUGGGGAAUACUUUCCUCAACUUAGCUCUUCUUAUCAUCUCCCAUUUUUCUAUGCCUACUUUCUCUAUGAAAUUAACCACCAUACUUACAGAUCAAUCAGUUCUUCUAGCAUUAAAAGAUCAUGUUAUUCAUGAUCCUAAAAAUGUCUUGACAACUAACUGGUCAACCUCUGCCCCUAUUUGCAAUUGGUUUGGUGUAAGUUGUGGAUCCAAGCACCGUAGAGUCACAGCUCUAAACCUUACUGGGUUGGGACUCGUAGGCACCCUUCCACCUCACUUGGGAAAUUUGUCAUUCCUUUCUCUUCUUUAUGUCACAAGCAAUAGUUUCUAUGGCGGAUUACCUGUCCAGUUAUCCAAUUUGCGACGGCUGAAAUCUUUAAGCUUUGCUAACAACUCCUUCAGUGGAAAAAUCCCAUCAUGGUUGGGAUCAUUAACUGACUUCGAAAGACAUAAUAUGCUCUCUGGCUCCAUAUCCUCUGUUCCACGUGAUUUGCUUUUGCUAGAAGUCAUCGAUUUCACCUUCAAUAAUCUCACUGGUCAUAUCCCAAAAGAUAUGAUUGAUCAUCUUCCAAAUUUGAAAGAAUUGUACUGGAGUUUUAACCUGCUUUCUGGUAGAAUUCCUGCCAGUCUAUUCAAGUGCAAAGAGUUACAAGCGUUAUCUUUAUCGUAUAACCAAAUGGAGGGGAGCCUACCAAUAGAAAUUGGGAAUUUGAGCCUGCUUCUAGACAUCUCUAUUGGUCGGAACCACUUUGAAGGUAUAAUACCACAUGAGAUUGGCAACCUAAACAAUCUAAAUUGGUUGAAUUUAGCAUUUAACAAUAUUGCUGGUUCUAUUCCUCCACAAGUGUUUAAUAUUUCAACUCUAAGGAUGAUUUCUUUGGAUACAAAUCAGCUCUCUGGCCAUCUUCCAUCAAACAUGGGCCCUUUCCUUCCAAACAUGGAGCAAUUAUAUCUUGAUUUCAAUCACCUUGCCGGCUCGAUCCCAAUGUAUAUUUCCAAUGCCUCUCAGCUUACUGUUCUUGACAUGUCUAAUAAUUACUUUUCAGGGUCCAUUCCUGAUAAUCUGGGCAAUCUAAGAAAUUUAAAGUUUCUCGACCUGGCGGGUAAUAAUUUAACUUCCUCAGGAAUGAGCUUUCUCUUUUCUUUGACAAACUGUAGAGUCUUGGAGAAGUUUCUUUUCGAUAGCAACCCAUUUAUUAGUGGUGAACUCCCAAGAGUGGUAGGAAAUGUCUCAAUUUCUCUUGAAGAGUUCUCUGCUUAUUCAUGCAACAUCAGGGGUAGCAUCCCCAAUGAAAUUGGAAACUUAAGUCACUUGAUAAGCAUUGAUCUCGGAGGCAAUAAAUUGAUAGGACAGAUUCCCACUACAAUUGGUGGAUUGGAAGAGUUGCAAAGUCUUUCUCUUGAAGACAAUAAGUUAGAAGGAUCCAUCCCAUCUCAGUUAUGUCAUCUAAACAAAUUGGCUUUCUUGUUCUUGACCAAUAACCAAUUGUCAGGACCAAUACCUGCUUGCUUAGGUGAUCUCACUUCAUUAAGGCAACUAGGUCUAGAUUCCAAUAUGUUUUCCUCCUCAAUACCUUCAACGUUGACAAGGCUUAACUAUCUCCUCAUCCUAUACUUGUCUUCAAAUUCUCUAAGUGGUCCACUGCCAAUUGACAUUGGAAAAUGGAAAGUUUUGACUAGUUUGGAUUUGUCGAACAAUCAGUUCUCAGGUGAUAUCCCAACUGGAGUUGCAGAUCUCAAGGACCUCACUCAUUUUUCCUUAUCCAAUAAUAGAAUCAUGGGUUCUAUUCCCGAGUCUUUUGAUGAAUUGUUGAGUUUGGAAUUCUUGGACUUGUCAAGAAAUAAUCUAUCUGGAGAGAUUCCCAAAUCCUUAGAGAAACUCCGUUAUCUCAAAUAUUUCAGUGUCUCUUUUAAUAGACUUGAAGGUGAAAUUCCUGAAGGAGGAUCAUUUGGAAACUACACAAUCGAAUCAUUUAAGGGGAAUGAAGCCUUGUGUGGUGCAGCUCGACUUCAUGUUCCAAACUGCAAAACUAGACCUCUUAGAAAUUCCAAGGCAAAAACUAAGCUCAUAACAUAUGUAGCUCCGCCAAUUGCCUCCACAAUUUUGGUUGUGGUUCUGGUAAUCAUUAUAUUGCAAAAUAGUAGGAGGAAAGACAAAUUGUCACCUCAAGAAGACAUGAUACCUUUAGGAACGUGGAGACGGUUUUCAUUCCACGAGCUUCGUCAAGCUACUGAUGGAUUCAAUGAUAGUAGGUUGCUUGGUAAUGGAAGUUAUGGUUCAGUAUUCCAAGGGACUCUCCCGGAUGGGAUGAUAAUUGCAGUGAAGGUCUUCAAGUUAGAGUUAGAAGGAGCUUUUAAGAGCUUUGAUGUUGAAUGUGAUGUUCUCCGCAACACUCGUCACAGAAAUUUAGUCAAAGUAAUAAGCAGUUGCUCGAAUGAUCUUAAUUUCAAAGCGUUGGUGCUUGAGUUCAUGCCUAAUGGGAGUCUUGAUAAAUGGUUGUAUUUCAACAAACAAUAUUUGGAUAUCCUACAAAGGUUGAACAUAAUGAUAGAUGUUGCAUCUGCAUUGGAAUAUCUCCACCAUGGUAAUGCAACACCCGUGGUUCACUGUGAUUUAAAACCCAACAAUGUUCUAUUAGAUGAAGAUAUGGUUGCGCAUUUGAGUGAUUUUGGCAUCGCGAAACUCUUAUGUGAAGAGGUUUCAAUGAUACAAACCAUGACAAUGGCAACAUUUGGAUAUAUGGCACCAGGUGAUACUUUUAAUCAAGCUCCGUGCUUAUUUUUCCAUUUUCAAUGCAAGUGUAGCAUGUGCAUAGCAAAAGGGAUCAUAUCUGUUAACAUUUGAGUUUCAAACAUAUUGAAUG